This is a messenger RNA of Pneumocystis jirovecii RU7, 1455 nucleotides long. RefSeq lists its product as uncharacterized. Gene Ontology annotation, molecular function: GDP-dissociation inhibitor activity. Bases 1 to 1455 code for a protein of 484 amino acids. Gene Ontology annotation, cellular component: nucleus; Rab-protein geranylgeranyltransferase complex; cytoplasm. The transcript is spliced from 6 exons. The record is from RefSeq and is a predicted model, not a curated record. Gene Ontology annotation, biological process: vesicle-mediated transport; small GTPase-mediated signal transduction; protein geranylgeranylation. NCBI's taxonomy places the organism in Eukaryota, Fungi, Ascomycota, Pneumocystomycetes, Pneumocystales, Pneumocystaceae.
AUGGAGAAUAACCAGCAAUAUGAUUUUUUAAUUUAUGGAACGGGCAUAUCCGAGUCUAUUCUUGCAUGGAAAGUUGCUCUUUCAACAGAAAAUAAAGUACUUCAUGUAGAUUCUAACAAGUAUUAUGGAAGAGAUUUAGCAAGUUUAAGUUGGGACGAGCUUAAGAAAUGGGUGGAAGUAUUAGGGUCAAUCCGAGAUUCUGUUUACAGAGAUGCAGAACUGGUUAUAAAUGAUGAAGAAUCUAUGGAUACAUCUAGAUCGUAUUCUUUUAGUCUUUCCCCGUUUCUUAUUUAUUCUAAGUCAAAGAUAAUUGAUUUAUUUAUUCUUUAUAAGCUUCAGCCAUAUCUCGUAUUUAGGUCAUAUAAUUCUAUGUUUAUCUAUAACAAAUCUGCUGAAAACGUCUUUUUUGAGGUCCCAUACAACAAAGAGAUGAUAGCUUUUCGUGAAGAUAUUGAUUUUAUAUGGAAACGCAGGAUUAUGCGUUUUAUUGAAUUUAUCUCAGAUACAACAUCAGCAAAAAGUCAAGAAAUAUUAAAUGGUCAUGAUGAUGACUUAAUUAUUGAUUUUCUUUCGUCUGAGCCUUUUGCUUUAUCUCCGUUAUACAUUGAUAUGUUUACAUAUGGUAUUGCACUUUCUAAUACGCCUAAUAUUACCGUUAAAGAGGCACUUCCAAAGGUUAAACAAUUUUUUUCAUCUUUAGGGAUUUACGUGGACUUUUCAAUAUUAAAUUGUUCAUAUGGUGCAGGAUCUGAAGCGGUUCAAGCAUUUUCAAGAAAAGCUUCAUUGAAUAAUGCUACGUAUAUUUUAGGGAAACAAAUUACGUCUUAUAGUAUUAAUAAUGAGGAAGUAUAUCCAUUAACUGUUAUUUUGGAUAACGAUAUGGAAAUUAAGUGCAAAAAACUUAUCACAUCAUGUCAGGUAGGAACUUAUAAGCCAAAUUCUUUACUAGAUGAUCAGUUGUGUGUUCGUUCUAUAUGUCUUAUUAAAGGUGAUUUAUCUCGAACACUUCAAAAUAACUGUACUGCACUGUUUUUUUUUCCUCCUCAAUCUUUAAAUUCAAAUAAAUAUCCAUUGCAAAUGAUGAUACAUGGAAACAUUUCUGGUGAUUGUCCUAGCGGUCAAUGUAAGUUGAUUGUAUUUUAUAUAUUGGAAAUGGCGUUAAUCAUGAUAGAUGUUAUAUAUACACGAACUUUAGGCAACAUUUCUGAAGAAAAGGAUUCUAUUUUAUCUGCUAUUCAAAUAAUAAUCCAUUCUGCUUCUAUAAAUGUUGAGGAAGUCCCUAAAAUCCUUUUUACACUCUUCUAUUCUCAAUGCGCUGUUGAAAUUGUUUCAUCUGAUUCUCAAAAUAUUAUUCCUGUGCAAAAUAUAUCUUUCGAUAUUGAUUUUAAUCAAGAAACUGACAAUGCUAACCAAAUUUACAAGCUUUUAUUAAAUAAAGAUAUCUUUUCUUCAUAA